Plasmodium cynomolgi strain B is the source of this 8634-nucleotide messenger RNA. RefSeq names its product SNF2 family N-terminal domain containing protein. Lineage: Eukaryota; Apicomplexa; Aconoidasida; Haemosporida; Plasmodiidae. The coding region runs from base 1 to 8634 and encodes 2877 amino acids. The record is from RefSeq and is a predicted model, not a curated record. The transcript has 2 exons. Gene Ontology annotation, cellular component: nucleus. Gene Ontology annotation, molecular function: DNA binding; ATP binding; ATP-dependent chromatin remodeler activity.
AUGAGAAUAAGAAAAACAUGGUGUACACUGUGUCGUGAAAACUUUGAAGAUGGAGAUGAAUGCAUCCAAUGUAAACAAUGUAAGAAGAAGUUUCACAGGGAGUGUCUGCAGGCAGAAGGCCUAAUUGACAACGAAAUUUUGAAAGAUAUAAAAAAUUACCUUUGCUACCAAUGCAUGAAUGAAGAUGAUGAUAUACCAGAAAAUGAAGAUAGGUGUAAAAUAUGCCGAGAAAAAUCGUCCAACUUAAUUUUAUUACUAUGUGAUGGAUGCCCCAAUAGCUAUCAUGUUACCUGUUUAGGCCUGCAGGCAGAACCUGAAUCGGAAAAAUGGUUUUGUCCAGUGUGUAAACCGGAGGAACAUAAAAAUUUGGAUGUGAGACGGAUGCGGAAAGGAUUUGCGAUUGAUAAUAUGAAUGGAGAACAUAGACCGGGGAAAUUACUUGGCUGUGAUUUUUGUCCCAAUUCAUUUCACCCAACAUGUUUACCCGAUCUAGAUUUUGAUAAUAUAUCAGAUCAGUGGGAAUGCCCAUGUUGCAAGAAUGAAGACCCGUUACUAAACCAGGGACAUAAGAGAUGGACCAAAAAUGAAAUUCAGGAAAUUAUGAAAAAAAGACAAAGAGAGCUAAGCUUCUGGAGAUCAAAAAUUAUAAAAUACCGAAAUCGAUUUUUGCUAGCACAUAGGAAAGAUUUACAACCAUUUGUGAACCCUAGAGUCUUUGCAAACCUUACCAAAACGUUUAAAAAUGAUUUUUACAACUCGAGGAGUAACCAUACUAGUGCAUGCAGCAGUGGAGGAAGAAAAGGAGGGAAACACAAGGACUCGGAUAGGAAUUACCAUCACGGGAGUAACUCCAGGAAGGAUGUUGAUAUGGAUUCGAAAGAAUUCGAUGAAUAUAUUUCAUCCCUUGAAGAUGAAGCGAAUGAAAAUGCAUGCAAAUUUAUCGAGUCUGUAUUUUUAAGUGUUUACUAUCCGAAUGGACGGAAAAUCGAGCGGCGACCACUGGUGGAUAAUGUACAGUUAAAGCCGCAUCAGGAGGACGGUGUCGAAUGGUUAUUAAAAUCGUUCCUCACAGGAGGUGCUAUCCUAGCAGAUGAAAUGGGACUAGGAAAAACCAUACAAACUUUGUGUUUCCUGUCCUAUUUAAAAUGUAACAAAAUCGAUGGUCCUCAUUUGAUCGUCGUACCUUUAUCCACUGUCGGUAAUUGGCUCAGGGAAAUUCAUAAAUUUACUCCGCAUCUUACGUGCAUCAAAAUAUGCGGUUCGAAAAAUGAAAGAACUCACGCGAAGGAGGAUCGACUGGCUGAGAAGGGGCUAUACGACUUGUACGUAACUACCUACGAAACGGUAAAAAAUGAGGAGGAGUUCUUCGUGGAAACCAUUCCCAAAUGGCAAUGUAUAGUUCUGGAUGAAGCCCACAGAAUAAAAAAUCAAAGUGGGGCCAUCCGACACUCGAUGGAUAGAGUCGUUGGGAACAUGCGAUUGUUGCUCACGGGGACUCCCUUACAAAACAAUUCAGCGGAGUUAUUUACACUCAUCAAUUUUAUGUUCCCAGAUAUAUUUAAAAAUUCAGAAAUUAUCGAGCAGGCCUUUAUGAAUGCAUCCCAACAAAGCACUGCCGCGGGAAGUAGUCACAGUGGCAGUGCAAGCAAUAAUCAAAAGAGUAGUAACAACAUGAAGAAUAAAAAUAAUAAGGAUGACAAGAAUAACCAAAAUGGAAACACAGCAGGAAGUGGAUCCAAACUUAAUGUCAACAUUGGAAAUAUUGAUCUCAAGUCGGCCAUUAAGGAGGAGGAUCUAAAGUCGAUACGAUGUCUUUUAGAUAAAAUUAUGCUUAGAAGAUUAAAAGAACAGGCUAUCACAUUGCCUAGAAAAAUUUUCCAUGAUGUGUGGUUACCCUUGGGUACCCUGUCUGCUCACUGGUAUAAGAGGCUGCUGGAUAUUCGAUCCAUGGUGGAAGAAAAAGUCAGUGUGAAGAAGUUACUCGGGUUGGUGAUCAAAAUGAGAAUCAUUUGUGGCCACCCAAAAGGAAUAGUUAGUCGACCCUCACAAAUGGAAAAACUUUUUGCAUUCUUCGAAGAAGAGAGUGAAGAAAUAAAAGAACAAGUAAAGAAUGAUGCCUUAAAGUUGAAGCACAUAUCUGGAGAGGAACACAUCGAAUCUUCCUCCAAGCUUAUCUUCAUCGACAAGCUAUUGUGCCAACUGCAUUACGAAAAUUGUAAAUAUGUUAAGAACUACUCGACAAGUUUUGACAAACACAAGAAGGAAGUUGCUGCCCAUAGAUACCACAAAAUUCAGGAACAGAAUAACGCCCAAAAAAAAAAGAGAGAACAUUCAGGGAAGUUUAAAAAGAUAGAGGCGCUGGAAAGUAGCCCUAUGUUUAUCGAAAUUUUGAAUCAGGGCAAAUUUGAUUUGAAACCCACAUCUGAAAAUGAAGAUAUGCUUAAAAGCUUCAUGCACACUGUGGCCAUUGAUAAUGAAUGCCCUUAUAAGAAAAAAAGGUGCAUCUAUGAUAAGGUCAGAGAUUUUAUCAAGAAUAGUGCUGCCAAUGGUGAUGGGAAAUCUAUUGGAAGGAGAACCAAAAUUUUGAAGCACAAUAAUCACUCGUAUGAUCUGUCCGAUUAUAAUUACCGGGGCAAUUCUGGCCAAGGUGGUACCAACAGAAAAAACGCCUAUGAUGAAAAUAAUCUGUCCAAUGAGGACUCUGAUGAGGAGGAAGAAGAAGAUAAUGAGGAGCAGGAGGAGGACAACAAUGCGGAGGUGCGCAAAAAUUGCAAAAGUGACAGCGGGGUUGACGCCGAGGAGGAGGAUGAUGACGACGAUGAUCAGGAUAACGGCGAGGAUGAGGAGGAGGAGGACGACCCCCAACCGCAACAAUCCAAGCAGCAGCUGCAAAGGGAAGAUGAGGAGGAAGAGAACAACGAAGAUGAUCAGGAUAAUGACGAGGAUGAACAGGAUAACGAUGAGGAUGAUGAUAAGAGUGGAAAAAAUAAGGACAGUCAUAAGGGAAACACAAAAGAAAGCACCAACACCUUGUUCGAUAGCAACGAGGAGGUAGAAGAGGAGGACUCAGAUGAGGAGAAGGACGAAGCAGAGGAGGAAUACGGGUGCGAUGAGGACAAAACGGAUAGUGGCUUGGUUCAUCCCGGUGCAGACGUGAAGGAUGAACCGAAUGACGACACGAAUGACGAUGCGAAUGAUAAAGCACAAAAUGUUGUCACCCUCGGGAAAAACUGCAAAAUGAUGAACAUAAAGGAGUUCUUUAAAACGCAGAAGAAAGAUUCAUCGAACAGCUUGGAUAAGUCCAACGAGCAGUCGACGAAGGUGUCUGAUAAGGGAGAUUCUAGGAGGGCCGACAUGGAGGACACGAAAAAGGAGGAAGAAGAUGACGAAGAAGGAGGCGAAAACUCCUGUGCGCACAGCAAGAUGGGAAGCGAGGAAAAGACGAAGCAUAUGGAUGUACUGAACGCGAAGAAAGAGGAAGGGGCAGUAGAAGAAGGGGGAGACCAACAAAACGCAGCAGAAUAUCGGGCAGACGGAGGAGGAAGCAGCCUAAAGGAUAGUAACCAAAGGAGCAAAUGUGCCAAUGACGGGAAGGAGGACAAUGGAGCGGAAGACAAAGCAAACAAAGGAGAAAUCAAAAUGCACAAGGUGCUAAUUUUUACCCAAUUCCAGUUGGUACUAGACGAGUUGGAAGAGUAUUGCAAGUACAGGUGCUGGAAGUAUAUGCGGCUGGACGGGUCAACAAACAAACUGAUAAGAGAGUUAGACAUUCGAGAAUUCAACCUGAGUGACAGCAUUUACUUUAUUUACCUAAUUAGCACCAGGGCAGGAGGAUUGGGUAUCAAUUUGACAGCAGCCAACCAUGUAAUUAUGUAUGACGAAGAUUGGAACCCGUUUAUUGAUCUGCAAGCAAUUGAUAGAGCCCACCGUAUUGGUCAGAAGAGGGAGGUGAACGUGUGGAAACUCAUGACGGAGUGGACUGUAGAAGAAAGAAUGGCAUUUAGAAGAGAACAAAAAUUGAAGUUAGACAAACUUGUUGUUCAAACACAGGACGAUGAAGACAUGCUAGAUAAUUUUGAAGAGAAACUUUCCUCAGAUGAGAUUAGGAAACUAAUGUUGCAUGGGAAAGCAGCCAUACAAAAUAUGAACGUGGAAAACACGAACAAUUACCCCUUGGAAUUUUUCAUAGAAAGGGGAAGAAGAAAAUUGCCCAUUAUCAACGGGGUCGACUUGGAGAAGGAAGAAAAAACUACCAUAGAGCAAGAAGUAAAUAAUAAUAACAAUGGGGAAGAAACGGGAGAUGGCAACAUUUGUAUACAGAAAGGUAGAGGUGGUGGAAAUGGGGAAGACAGCGAGGUUGAUGACGAGGAUGGAGCUGAUAACGAUGAUGAUGAAAACGGAAUCGAUAUAGAUGAGGUUAUGUUAGAUGAGGCCGAAGAACUCGAAAUGGGAAUCAACAAUGGUAAUAACAUCAAUGAAAAUAGUCCGCUCUACGGAGAAGGAAAUGACCAGGUGUACGUCACAGGUGGAAGCUCCAAAUCGAAGGGAGGCCUCUUAAAAGAUGGCAAUGCUGCAGGAAGUGGCAGUGGAUACAGUUCGACCAACUUAAACGGAACAACCAGUGGUGGCAAUGCUGCAGGAGGGACGGGAGGUACCGACACGACCUUGUGGAGAUCUGUAAGGGAAAGAAAAAAGCCGCAGAACAUGUACACACCAGAGUACUGGGGAAGAAAACAAGAAGUGAAACAAAUCAAGCACGAAUACAGAUGCUUCAUUUGUAAUAACACGAAAAAUUACAAAGCAGUGGUGAAGGAUCGAAACAAUAACGACAUAGAAAUUGACUACGGAGAUAUGAUCAACUGCUUCCGAUGCCCAAAAACAUAUCAUAAAUUAUGUGAAGGGAUUAAGGAUGAAAAUGUGAAGAAGACAUGGACCUGCAGCUGGCAUGAAUGCUGUCUUUGUUUUAGAAAGUCAUCUCAGUGUGGUAACUUAUUAAUCCAUUGUGCCACAUGUCCCACUAGUUUCUGCUAUAAUUGUUUUCCACCAGAUUAUGUACGCUAUUAUGUUGGAGAGGAGUAUUAUCACAAUUUGCGACAGAGGGGAGUAAACUUCACACCGCAAAAUUGGGUAUGCUUUCUAUGUUCCAAAUGUAAGGCCGUGGAGGAACAGAAGAAGCGAAGAAAGAUGACAAAGGAGGAAAGAGAAAACGAGAAGCAGCUACAGAAGGAACUGAGAAGUCAACUACAUGACAGCAAACAGGAAGAGUUAGAAGCGAAGAAAAGAAAGAGAGCUCAACAAAUGGAGAGAGAUAAAUUUAUCAUAGAAAAUAGAAAACGAAUAGAUGCCUUGGAUCAGAAAUAUGAAGCACAACUGAGAAGUGCAUAUGAAAAUUUAUUUCCUGUCAAUUUUGUUAAAGAAUUAAUUAAUCGAAUAGAACAUGCCAAGGUGCUCAAACAAAAAGGAAUUGAAGAUGACAACAAGGAAACGAACAAAAAAAAGUCCACUACAUUUUUGCAUACCAAAUUACCUCAUAAGCUUCUUGUCCUUUGUGAAAAUUGUAAACUUCCUUGCCAUGCCAAUUAUAAGUACCCAGGACAGUGUUGUUACCCAUUGGAACUGGACAAAUCCUACUUCUACGCUAAUUCGUCAUUUAACCAAGCGGCUAAUAAUAAGGAUGCCCCCCCCUCUGGGUGUAGCACUUCUGACAAAAGAAUUGCGCUAAGUGGUAAAGACCCCUCCUCUCCGUUUUCUCCUGAAUUUAAGGAGAAACAGGAACAUAACAGUGAGGAAAAGGAAACUUCCAACAAUGUUGCGACGAAGGAGGAGGAGAAUGAGGAAGACGCGGAGAAGGGAACUUUAUUUUUACCUCAAGGAGUAUCCUCCCCCCCCAUGACGAGUAGCUCAAACAAGGAGGACAGUAAAAAAGGCUACGAUUUUCAUGGCACCAAUUCGUUCAGUUUUAAAGUAAUCAAGAGUGUAGUAACGAGCGGAGAUGAAGACACCACUGGUAAGUAUGACAAAAAUGGAAGUGGUGCCAUCCAGGGAAAUUCUAGCGAUAACACGUUGAGCAGAAAGAUGAUCAAAUUUGAAGCAGAUCAAAAGCAGCAACAAGAUUUUACACACAGCACCUGUUUUGAGAAAGCCGAAAGUAAGGACAAUGAGGAGGAUGAAGAGAACGCCCACGAGAAGGAUAAAUUCAACCAAGGGUCCAGUGAAAAUGUGAAGUUGAUGAUGAGCACCAUCCUUUCGUCAGAUAACAACGGCAGUGAUGUGAAGGGAGAGAAUAAUCCACUAAGUGGAGGUACACCAAACAAUAAUAACGACACCGGUUCGAAGGGAAAGACAAGACGAUUUUUGCGAGCCGUAUGUUCCAAGUGUGGAACCGUGCAGUUGGGAAAAUUGGCGCACUUUAGAAAGCACUGUGACAAAUUAACAGACGAAGAAAAACAAGAAUAUGAAGAUAAACGAGAAAAACUAAAACAACUUAUCGAGUUGUUGAAUAAGAAAAAGAUACAGGAUGAACACACAGAGGAGGAGUAUAAAAAUAUGUCCAUUUUUAAAUUCAAGAGUUUAUAUAGUAACUUCCAAGAUAAGGCAGACGACAUUCUCGAGGACUGCAUUCGAGAGAUGAAGUGGGAUAUGUUAAUAUCAUCCAAGAAAAAGGUUCCGAAGAAGGAGAAGGAAUCUAAACGGGGCAAUCACAGUAGUGGUGGUGGGGUUUUUAGCCCUUCAGUCAAAAUGGAUGAUGACAAAAAUGAAGACAAUCCUAACAGUGGAGGCAGCUCCAUGUCGAAAUCAAACCUCACACAUUUGCUAUACAGCCAACCGCUAAUCAUCAACUCGGAUGGCUCCGACACGAAGGACAUUAUAGAAAUAAAAAGUGACAUAACGGAUGAAAUGAGGGAAAGAAUAAACGACGAAAUAUCCACUAUCACGGGGAAGAGAAAAAAAUGUGUAAAAAAUACCAUCAAAAAGAUAAAGAAAAAAAAAAUGAAUGACGAAAACAACAAUAACAACGCAGAAGAAUCAGCAAACAUAAGUAACGCACAAAAUGAAAAUGCAAAUAAUAUGAAAAAAUUAAAUCAUCUAAUAAAUCCAUUUCAUGAAAAAUUAAUUAAAGAUAUUCACAAUGCCAAUUUUAUUAGAGACUCAUUUAAUGAUGAUUUUUUACUCAAAGCGAAGGAAUUUCUAAGAGUUACAAAAAUAAAAUUAAUUAAUAACUCCUUUGUAGAAUGUGGUGCAGGUGGGGCAGGGGGAUCAACCGACGUAGAUCUACUCAACAGUGUUGAUAAAAAUAGGAAGCUUAAUCAAAAUGAUUUAGAAAAAUCCAUAAUUCAGAAUUAUCUCAAUAAGAUGAAGAGCUCACUAAAAAAUAGCACAUGCUUGGAGAAAGCCAUUCCCGGGGAAAACAUGGUAGCCGAUGUUACUUAUGCCAAGUCCCGCAUAAACAGUAAUACGAAUACGAGUCAUGAAAACAAAAUAAAUUUUAACCCCGAGUUGUAUAAAAAUAUCUUUGAAAAGAAUACCAAGUAUUGUAUGUUCACAAAUAAGGGUUCCACCACUUCCACUACCCCCACUCCCAACAUCAAAGAUCUGGCAGCCUCUUCCCUUUCCCAUUCGAUGAAAGGCAUCGAGAAGGCAGAAGAAUUUAGUAGACACCAUCACCACAACAGUAGUAGCAACUUUGCCUCCAUUAACGACUUCAAUGUUGAUAUUUUUAAUAUUGACAAGAAUAUAAAAUGUGAAGAUAUAGAAAAGAAAUUAUUGAACCUUUGUGCCAACACCAACUUGAUGAAAAAAAAAAUGAUGCAAGCUGAUAGGAAUGAACCCAAUCCGGAAAGAAGUGCCUCCCUCAACAUGGAUGCAAGAAGUAGUUUUCAUUUUAAGAAAAAUGAACCCGCUUACCAACGUGUCACCUCCUGUGCUGUGGAUGGAAAUGUGGACUAUGACAUAAAAAAAAUUACCAGCUCUUCUGAGGUUUGCGGAAAUAACAAGGUGCAGGAGUACAUUCUCUACCGCAGGAAGAAGCCGAGCAACAGUUCCAGUGCCAGCGGGGAGAAGAUCAGCGCGGGCAACGCGAAGGGUGGGGCAGCGGGAAGUGCCAAUACUAAGGGCCCCAGCACUAUGAAGAGUCCCGUCAUUGUAAAAAGUGCUAGCAAUUCCAGAAGUCCCGGAAAUACCAAAAGUCCUGGCAAUGUCAGAAGCCCAAGCAAUGCCAAAAGUUCCAGUAAUGCUAAAAGUCCCAGCAAUACCAGAAGCCCCGGAAACACCAAAAGUCCUGGAAAUGGCAGAAUCCCCGGAAGUGCCAGAACACCCAGCAAUACCAAGAGUACCGGUAAUUCCAAAAGCCCUAGCAAUUCAAAAAGCAUGACCAAUGUGAAGAACGCAAGCAACACCACCACCAACAACAGUGACGACAGAAGUAGCCAAAGUAACAACGCGGGUAAGGCGCAUGACGAGUGUAUGACCAGCAGAAACAAUCCAAGUAGAACUCUCCCCCAAGGAAACACGAACAGAAUGACCGCCAUCAGUAGCGAUAACAUCUUGCAACACCUAAAGUUAGAUGACGUCAAAAAUUUUAUCAUGAGUGCGGAGAGAAGCAAGAAUGAUAAACUCCCCCCGGAGGUGAACUGA